AUGCCUCGUCUCUCCGCAGUGCUAGCCAUUGCGGUAUUCGCUUGGGGCGCCUCCGCCGAGUACGUCCUCGUCGACGACUAUGCCCCGCGCACCUUCUUCAACAAGUUCGACUUCUUCACCGAAGGUGAUCCUACCGGCGGCACCGUGAGAUACCAAAGCCGCGAGAACGCAGAGCGUCUAGGCCUCAUCACGACGACCGAAGAGUCGUCCAUCAUUGACGUCGACUAUGAGAACGUUUCUCCCAACGGGCGCGCGGCCGUCCGUCUCGAGAGCAAGACGUCUUACCAGAAGGGCCUCCUCGUCGUGGACGUCAAACACAUGCCGGGCGGCAUCUGCGGCGUGUGGCCCGCGCUGUGGACGCUGGGCUCCGGCACCUGGCCUAACCACGGCGAGAUCGACAUCAUCGAGGGCGUCAACAUCCAGAAACAGAAUCUCAUGACGCUGCAUACGAGCUCUGGCUGUACCAUCGACGGCCAGAACAGCUACAGCGGCGGCGGUGGAGGUAUUACCAACACUCCCGGCACCAACUUCAAACCCUCCGGGGUCAGAUUCACGGGCAACCUCACUACUGCGAACUGCGAUGUCAAGGCUCCGGGCCAGUCCGCUAACAUGGGCUGCCAGUUUGAGGCGCCGCAGAAUCCCCGCAAGCUCACUCCCAGGUAUGACGAGGACGAAGAGGAGGACGAGGACAGCGACUCUAGUGACGCUGUCUACGCGCCCACGUACGGCCCGGCGUUCAACAAGAACGGCGGCGGAAUCUUCGCUAUGGAGUGGACGACCGAUGGCAUCAAGAUCUUCUUCUUCCCGCACAAGCGCAGGCAGGACCUGCACCCAAUGCUUCGGACCGCCACGGACGACUCUAGGUGGGGCGACCCGCAGGCGCACUUUAAAGGCUCCGGCUGCGACUUUGAACGCCACUUCCAGAUGCACCGCAUCGUGCUAAACACGGACUUCUGCGGCGAGUGGGCUGGCCAACCCCACAUCUGGCAGGAAGGGUGCGCGGCCAAGACGGGCUCGUCGACGUGCCAGGAGUAUGUCAUCAACAACCCGGAGGCGUUCAAGGAAGCGUACUGGGAGAUUCGCAGCAUGCGCUGGUACCAGUGGAAUGGCGGGG
Molecule: messenger RNA, 1114 nt
Organism: Aplosporella prunicola CBS 121167
Lineage: Eukaryota; Fungi; Ascomycota; Dothideomycetes; Botryosphaeriales; Aplosporellaceae
Product: glycoside hydrolase family 16 protein
Exons: 2
Biological process (GO): glucan catabolic process
Molecular function (GO): hydrolase activity, hydrolyzing O-glycosyl compounds
Source: RefSeq, a predicted model, not a curated record